This is a messenger RNA of Triplophysa rosa, 2754 nucleotides long. RefSeq names its product tRNA methyltransferase 9B (gene trmt9b). The transcript has 4 exons. The coding region runs from base 309 to 1565 and encodes 418 amino acids. The record is from RefSeq and is a predicted model, not a curated record. Gene Ontology annotation, cellular component: cytoplasm; nucleus. Gene Ontology annotation, biological process: tRNA wobble uridine modification. Lineage: Eukaryota; Metazoa; Chordata; Actinopteri; Cypriniformes; Nemacheilidae. Gene Ontology annotation, molecular function: S-adenosylmethionine-dependent methyltransferase activity; tRNA binding.
UUCAUGGGGUCGAGCGCAGUGAACAUGUAUUUAUUAACCCAUCCGCCGGUUGUACACAGUCGGUGUUGUUUGUCGCUGUCUCCUGCUCGGAUGUCGCGUUAAUAUAAUGCCGUGAAAUAAAGAUUCGGUCUCUCGUCGGAUGUGUUAUGUAUGUUUGACCACAUCUUGAGAAAGGAGAAGGAAUGGAUUUGGAUCCAGAGCAUUAGGAGCAAGGAACUCGAUGUUCGGGUCUCAUUUGGUGUCUGGCCUGCGGUCUCUUCCUUUGGCUAAGUGGUGAAGAUGCUCUGUGAGGUUUAAUAGAGAGCAGCAUGGACGAGGCUGCCAGCCAGCUGGAGAGAGAGCAUGUUCACAGUGUGUACGAGAGGAUUGCACCCUACUUCAAUGACAGCCGUUACAAGGCUUGGCCCAAGGUCAAACAGUUCCUUUUGGAGCAGGAGCCCGGUAGCAUCGUGGCUGACGUAGGAUGUGGCAAUGGUAAAUAUCUGCACAUCAAUGAGAACAUCUUUAAAUUGGGCUGUGACGCGUGUCGGCCGUUGGUGGACUCGGCGUGGAGUCAGGGCCAUGAGGUGCAACUGUGCGACGGACUGCGCUUACCCUACAGAGACGGCUGUUUUGAUGCAGUGCUCUCUAUCGCAGUCAUCCACCACAUGUCCACCAAAGAGCGGCGUAUCCGAGCAAUACAGGAGAUGGCCCGCACCCUGCGGGUGGGAGGGAGAAUCAUGAUCUACGUUUGGGCCAUGGAGCAGAAGAGGCGUAAGUUUGAGAAACAAGACAUCUUCAUUCCAUGGAAUCCCAAUCCUCCAAUCCACGGUCGAGGCGACGGAACCCAAAGCGUCAGCGACGACGCCGAUUCGAGCGACAAGCACAGAAAGGUGAAAAGCACAUCUUCAGUGGUGGACGAGGGCGAGCUCGCCAGCCCCAGUCAGCAGAAGCAACAGAGGCUUUGGUUCUUCUCCAGAUCUCUGGAUUCAGUGCUGGACUUCGGCAGUCUGACCGUGUCCAGGUCCACCUCCGGCACUUUCCAAACCCCUGCAGAUGAAGCUGCGGAGAGCAGGAGCCUGCGGGCCAGUGGCAGGGGUCUCAUUAGACAGGUUUCGAACCUCUUUUCGUCCUCUUCCAGAACCAGUCUCGAAGAAGAUGUCUUCAUCUCAGACCCUCAUGAUCAAGUCCAUAAAACCGACAACAGCAGUGCUAGUAAUGAAGACGAAACCCUCCGUGUCGAGCUUGUACAGGAUUGUUCCUCAGUUCCUCUUCCAGACUUGGUGUCCUACCAAAAGGAGCAGUCCAGUAAUGAAAAACACGGGGAGGUUGGUAGCACAGCAAACGGACAACAUUCCAUGCAGAGACAAGAAAGCACAGGGUCUCUGGGGGACACCGGGGGCGUGAAAGAAUGGAAUGACGGACAGAUGAAGGACUCUUGUCUGCGGUACUACCAUGUAUUCAGGGAAGGAGAACUGACGCAGCUGAUCGAGAACCAUGUUGAUGAACUUCAUGUUCUCCAGACUUACUUGGACCACGCUAACUGGUGUGUGGUGGCUGAGAAGAUCCAAGUCUGGAAGGUUUAAAUCUCAUUUUAAACAUUUAUGUCUAUUUUUAUUGACGUUUUUAAGCUUUUAAACUCAUAGUUUGAGAUUUUAUGUUUUUGGAUGAGAACUAAUAUCAGAUGCUGGGUGUUCAGUAUCAAUGGCAAUAACCAGCAAGGUAUUGAUGCUCUGACUAGACAAGUGUUGUUCAAAAUAGAGACCAUUUUAUUUAUUUUAUCUCUAGGAACACUAAUGUUACUAGACACUACAUUUUGUUUUACAAAUGUGCCCAUAUCCUGCUUAAAGGGACAGUUCACCCAAAAAUAAAACUUCUGUCAUCAUUUACUCCCCCUCGAGUUGUUCCAAAUCUGUAUAAAUGUCUUUGUUCUGGUGAACACAGAGAAAGAUAUUUGGAAGAAUGCUUGUAACCAAACAGUUCUUGGCCACCAUUGACUACCAUAGUAGAAAAAAUGACAAUGGUAGUUUGCUUUCCUUCAUUCUUCAAAAUAUCUUCUUUUGUGUUUAACAGAACAAAGAAAUUUAUGAAGCGAUUUUCCUACUAUGGUAGUCAAUGGUGGCCAAGAACUGUUUGGUUACAAGCAUUUUUCCAAAUAUCUUUCUGUGUGUUCAUCAGAACAAAGGCAUUUAUACAGAUUUGGAACAACUUAAAGAGUAAAUGAUGAAAGAAUUUUCCUUUUUGGGUGAACUGUUCCUUUAACAUUAUCUGUGAUGUCUUACACAAUCAGUUUUGGUUAUAAUUAUAAAUGAUGAACUUAACUUGCACUGAUUUUAAUGGCGUGUUACGUUUAACAGUCUUAAGCAAUGUCUGCCUGAAACAGAAAAGAUAGCACAUUAUUCUGAACCAAACAAUGUGAGCACAUUACCAGAGUUUUCUUAUAGAAGUCUCUUCAGGAGUUUAUCUGUGUAGUAGUUGUUGUGUUGUGUGGUUAGUGACACCGUAAAGCUGAGCUGUUGUGUUGUGGUCUGUUGCAGAAGCUUUUUAACAACAUUUUGUCUAAUGUUACUUGAUUGCACAUGACUUUACAUUGUGAAACUUGAACAAGUGCAGGUAUUGCAAAUUGUGUUUGUGUUGAUGUAACUUGACCGUGUCAAUGUCGCUGCAAUGGUCUUCAAUUUUCUUUUGAACUUGAACCAUUUUUUUUUUAUUUGUGGUUGUGUAGUUUGACUGUGGAAUCAAAUAAAAGCACUAUAUUUCGUUUUUAUCUGACCC